Messenger RNA from Thyridium curvatum, 1338 nucleotides. RefSeq lists its product as uncharacterized. NCBI's taxonomy places the organism in Eukaryota, Fungi, Ascomycota, Sordariomycetes, Thyridiales, Thyridiaceae. Bases 1 to 1338 code for a protein of 445 amino acids. The transcript is spliced from 2 exons. The record is from RefSeq and is a predicted model, not a curated record.
AUGCCUAAACACGGCACGGCCUGCGAUGACAGGUCCCUCCGACCCGGUUGGACAACAACACCGCCUGGGCGGCUGGGCGCAGCCGCUUCGUCUUGUCCAGGACACGACUUCCACCGGCCUGAGGACAGCUCGACAACCUGCUCCCUCCAGGAUCGCCCCCAGGCCAUCGACGCUCGACGGCCUACAACGUCCAGAGCAACAACAGCCGGUGCUAAGCUAGACAUCUCCACUGGCGGCGGCGGCGGCGGCGGCGCUGGGACCCCCGCCGAUUUCGAUCGCCCUGCGGCUCGGGUCCUAAGCGAGGACGCCGGCAGCGGCGCCGUCGCCCCGCCAUGCGAACCCCGUCCAGACCUGCAUGAUGGACAAGCGACAGACACCGCUGCUGCGUUCAAUGCCUCCGAUCAAUCGGCAAUUGAACCUCUCCCUCAGUCGCAAGGCGGACCUCGCCAUUCCCAAAUCCGGAUCAAUGCAGCAACAGACAGCAGCACGUUCACCCACAGCCGCUGGCGAGCGCCCUGCUCGUGGCUGCAGUUCCCGCCCGAGAUCCGCAACAUGAUCUACACCUGGUCCCUCCAGCUCCCAGACUCGCGGACCCUGUACUCGAGCUACUACGCCCCGGACCCGGACCCGGACCCGGGCCCGGCUCACAAGCACAAGGCCUCCGGAGGAGCGGACCAGCCCCCCUCUCUCCGGCAUCAACCAUUCAGACCCCGCCUCCGCACCCCGACGAUCCUCCUCCUCUGCCGGCUCAUCACGGCAGAGUGCCUCCCGAUCCUGCGCUCGGGGUGGCUCGUCAUCGACCGACCGCCGCCCUGGCCGCCGGGCCGCCCGCAGCCCUCGCCCCUGACGGCCUUCAUCACCCCCUCGACGCUGCAGCACCUGCGGCGCAUCGACGUCCGGCCCUCGCUGGCCCAGGGCCGCUUCGGCAGCUGGUGGGCCUGGCGCGGCGUGGUCGAGGAGCUCGUCGCCGUGCUGCUCGAGCGCAACUCCUUCGCCGAGCUGCGCGUCCUGCUCAAGAUGCACAACGUCGGGCGGCCCAACGUCUGGCAGGCCGAGUGGCUCGGGCAAAAGUCCCUCUUGAAAAAGGUGAGAAACGGCCCAGAUACAUACAUCCCCAAUGCCACCAUCUCUAUCAAAGAGCUUCAGAGUUCCAACCCUCGUUUCUGGAAACCUGGCUUGAUCCGUGUCGAGGUCUGGAGGGUCGACGAGUACGAGGCGACGAAGCUGCACCCAGGGAAUCUACUUGAGAACUACGAGCUUGACCUCGAUCGCAUGGAGGAGAUACGAUCAUAUCCAGAUGCCGAGUUUUGGCCUGGUUCGGUCCUGGAGUUCUUAUGA